AUGGCCGGCUUUUUCAAGGUUAUCUAUGACUGGUUGUUGCGAACUUUCUGGGCGACAGAGAUGGAUGUGACUAUGAUUGGUCUGCAGAAUGCUGGCAAGACCUCUCUCCUGCGAGUCCUUGCGGGUGGAGAAUUUACCAUAGAUUCUAUUCCCACAGUGGGCUUCAACAUGAAACGAGUCCAGAAAGGCCACGUCACCCUCAAAUGCUGGGACCUCGGUGGUCAGCCCAGAUUUCGGUCCAUGUGGGAGCGGUAUUGUCGGGGUGUCAACGCCAUCGUGUAUAUCGUGGACGCGGCAGAUAAGGCUGCCAUGCCAGUAGCGAUGGAAGAACUCCACGCCUUACUUGAAAAGCCGGUCUUGGACGGAAUUCCUCUGCUCGUUUUGGGAAACAAGUCUGAUUUGCCCGAUAAGCUUUCGGUCGAUGAGUUGAUCGAAGCACUGAACAUGAAAGCCAUUUCUCACCGCGAAGUCAGCUGCUAUGGAAUCAGCGCGAAGGAAGAAACGAAUCUUGAUGCUGUCUUGGAAUGGCUGAUCAACAAGACAGCUCACUGA
This is a messenger RNA of Letharia columbiana, 552 nucleotides long. RefSeq lists its product as uncharacterized. Gene Ontology annotation, biological process: protein transport. Gene Ontology annotation, cellular component: lysosomal membrane. The transcript is spliced from 6 exons. Bases 1 to 552 code for a protein of 183 amino acids. The record is from RefSeq and is a predicted model, not a curated record. Gene Ontology annotation, molecular function: GTP binding; GTPase activity. NCBI's taxonomy places the organism in Eukaryota, Fungi, Ascomycota, Lecanoromycetes, Lecanorales, Parmeliaceae.